This is a messenger RNA of Bombus impatiens (common eastern bumble bee), 1494 nucleotides long. It is a transcript of the gene Mlf, whose product is annotated as myeloid leukemia factor. NCBI's taxonomy places the organism in Eukaryota, Metazoa, Arthropoda, Insecta, Hymenoptera, Apidae. Gene Ontology annotation, cellular component: nucleus; cytoplasm. The record is from RefSeq and is a predicted model, not a curated record. The transcript has 7 exons. Bases 1 to 792 code for a protein of 263 amino acids. Gene Ontology annotation, biological process: regulation of DNA-templated transcription.
AUGGCCUUUUUCGGAUCAUUGAUGGGUGAUCUCAACGAUGAUCCUGUUUUUGGGUCUCAUAUGCAAUCUAUGAGGAACAUGAAUGACGUGAUGGCAUCUUUGCUUCAUGAUCCAUUUGGUAUGCUAAGUAAUCCUGGCCACCACCUUACUGCAAAUGGCACCCAUAGGAGCGUGGGUCAUCAGAAUAAUCUUCAGAUAUUACCAUUUGGAUUUCCACCAAUGCCAUCAUUUAAUAUAGGCAAUGUGUUUUCAGACUUUGAUAAUAUGGCGCAGAGUGGAAAUUGUCAUUCAUUUACUUCGAAAUCUGUAAUGACAUUUGCUGGUAACGGUCAACCGCAGGUGUAUCAAGCAACUAUGUCCACAAGAACUGCUCCUGGUGGUGUGAAAGAAACAAAAACAACAGUCUGUGAUUCUCGUACUGGAACAAAAAAGAUGGCUAUUGAACAUCAUAUUGGAGAUAGAGCACAUAUCUUAGAGAGAGAACAUAAUCUACACAGUGGUGAACAGGAAGAACGUCAAGAAUUUAUUAAUCUUGAUGAAGAAGAAGCAGAGAGUUUUAAUAAUGAAUGGGAGUCACGUGUCCGUCGUUAUCAUGGUGGUAAUUCUCAUUAUAGUAGCCAUGGUCAUCAAAAUCGAUCUGAUCAUAGGCAGUUGGCUUUACCUGAUGCAUCAGGAAGUCAAUAUUCUAAUUCCUCAAGAUGGGCACCUUCUCCUAGAUGUAGUCUAAGACCACCACCUUCAUUUAGAACAUACAACCCCAUUUCCAAUUUAAGGUACAGCCGCAAAUAUUAAUAAAGUAAAAGCAUAGUACACAGUGGUGACACUUAUGCAACUUCGAGUUCUUCCACAAAUAUUCAAGAUACUAAUUUUACGUCAGCAACGACUACGAAUGUAGUAGGAAACCGAAAACGCAAACAUAUACCGGAUGAUGAAGUUUGGAAAAAGUGUCAUGUUGUAUCAGAUAGUAAUAUGUAGAUCAAUCAUUCAAACUAUUACCGAUGGUACUGCAGAACUUCGGUAAAAUUCGUAUCAUUUAAUAAUAUUAUAUUAGAUCUAAAAGUGUUUUACAAAUAAUUUCUUAUAUCAUGUUCUUAUAGAUUUAAGUGAAUCGUAAUUUCUUAAAGAUUUUUCUGCAAAUAAAAAUAAAAAAGCUAUUUUUUAGAUCAUAUAAUAAGUACUUUACCGAAGUUAUGCUGCAGUUAUUUUCCAUUUUACAUAUAGACUUACUGAUUCUUAGAAUCUUUAUGAAUGAAUAUCAUAUGUGUAGAAAUUCUAUGAAAUAAUAUAUAUCAAUGUAUGAAAAGUAUGAGAGUAAGAAUGUUAGAAAAUAUGUAGGUUUAUUUCGAAUAAUAUAAAAAAAGUAUUAAUCAUUUCUCAUAAAAUUUGGUUUAUGAACAGAAAUAUGUUUUGUUUGGAAAUGUUGGAAUGUUACUAAGGUGUUACUUUUUAGGUUUUAAUAUAUUUGAUCUUUGUGAGAUUUCUUUGUCUAAAAAA